CUACCAACACCUGAUGCAAUAUGUAAAAACUCUCUCUAGUUCAGCCACACCCUUCUAACCUCCUACCCAUGGUGUAUUUAAUCCUCUUCAAAGAAACCACCCUCGUCGCUAUCAUCGUCGUCACUCUUGACGACUGGCUGUGCAGCCUGACGCUCCUGUAAUCUGCGUUCUCUGCGGUUCUUUGGAGCAACAGCAGCUUUCCCCUUGACCUUGGUGAAAGGUGCAGGCUUUUCCUUCGUGGCUUGUGGUUUCGGCUGCGCCUUGAGAGCCCCAUCUGUAGUCGUUGCCCUGGGCUUUUUCUGGCGGCGCUCUGGCUGUGCUUCUUCUGUAAGCUCAGUUGGCCGUCUCUCUCUCAAAGUUCGCAAUGCGUGGGGGCCACCCUUCAUCGCCUGUUCGAUGUCCGACCAUAUUGGCGGUCGCGCUGUAUGCAGUAGGCCCCUAUGCUUGAGUGGUGUGUAGUCAAGCUUGUCGUCGUCUUUGUCUUCGUCGUCCUUCUCUGGCUUGGCAUUGGUGUACAAGCUGAUGUAGGGUUCAGCAUGGGGAAAGUGUUGUGUAUACGCCUCGUCUACUUCGGCAACAUGCAAGUCACGCUCCAAUGCCUCGAUCUCGUCCGUUUCUGUAGAUUCGGUCUCUUCAAUCUUUUUUCGCAGCUGUUUUGCUAAUCGCGAUGCCUUCUUUCGUUCUGGAUCGCGCCUUGUUAGCAUUCUUUUGGAGCGGAGAAUCACGCCCAGAGAAGGUCUUACCAAAGAACCGAACCAUGUGAUAUUUCGAUAUCAUAGCACUUCGUAGCUUCUGGAAGCUCUUGUCUGAGACUGUUGCCUUGAGAGCGCCCAGCUCUCGCUCGAGAUCAUUGCGUACGUUGGCGGGAAGUUCUUGGUUUCGGUUCAGGAGUCGUUCGAUAGUGCGCGUUCGCUUCUUGGCCCACGUUGAAGUUCCCUCGUUCGGUCGAUGCUUUGACUUGCUCGACUUGUGCUUCUUUGUACCAUUGAAUGAUGGACGGUUACGAGGCUCGGGAGACCCAAUCUCCGAAUAUCCUCUCUUUUGCCCCAUGGCGACGAUUAUGGCUCGUGAGAGGAUUAUGAAACGAGAAUGGGGUGGGAUUGCGAAGAGAAUGUUCAAAUGAGGUUCCAGGUCAAGGUUGAACAAUAGGUAGUUACUGAAGAAUUGCAUACGAAGAUGGCCAACUUUUUUUUUCCCUAGGUACUAUCUUAGUAGGGACUUGCGGUGGUAUCUUAUCAGGCACGUCUCGAUUCGGGGUAGCGUCAGACGCUCGGGCUUGUGGGGAAGGGAAGGUGCUCUGUGUUCCUGAGAGGCACCUGGCACAGAGGUUCAUCAUCUAAGCUUGACACCAUCGAAUCCAAUACCAACGACUAUCUUCUUUAUAUAUCAAGAACGUUUUCCUUUAAUGUCUAUAGCAUCCAAAUGUCCAAAGGGGAAGCUCUGAUAUCAAAGAUUUUCUUAAAAUUUAUUUUCAAGCCGUUCUCGAGAGUCUGGCCCGAACCUUGUUCGCUCGACUCAUCGCCAGGAUUCAUCUUGAGCUAGAGGCGCCGCCAAUCUCUCUUCUUGAAGAUUCAUUCAAGAUAAACUCAAUUACCAGGAGGCCUAACUACUGAUUGAUGCUUAUGUAAAAACCCAUCACAGGGCUAAUUCUCCUUCAUCAUGGAUCGCCCUGAACCUGGGCUCGUCAAAUGGUCGUCCAACCCUUCAUAUGAUAACUUCAUUCAUAUCAACCUGCAGCACCGCGUUGUUCAGGUCUACGAACCAACUGGUCAUGCAAGAGCUGGGAAGUUCGACUACCAGAAACUCGCCCGCCACGAUGACUUUCCUCCCCUCACAACCUACGAUUGGUCGCCAACCAAUCCCAGCCUUCUUGCCGUUGGUACGGGCAGUGGCAUUGUGAAUUUGCUCAGGAUUGACGAUGGAUCUAAUGCGUACGUGGAGCUGGGCCUCAAGAUGUCUCGUACUUGUCAAGCCGUCGCGUUCAACACAACCGGACUAUUAGCAGUUGGCCUGGACAGAGUGCGAAUGGAUCAAUGCCUUCACAUCUGGGAUGUCAGUCGAUUGUCUUCAAUAGACAAGAACACAAAAGGGUUUCCCUCGGAUGCAACAAACAUUGCUGAACCAAAAACCCGCCUUGAACCUAGUGUCUCUGUGUCAAGCAUAAAAUUCUUCGAAGACAGCCCCCAGACUCUUGUUGUGGGCAUUAAGGCUCAGGGUCUUCGAAUACACGACCUUCGAGGUAGGUUUCGCAGACGAAGAGAAUUUCUGCGCAAACUGACACAUGUUCGAUUCUUGUUAGACCCUUCAAGCAUUGUCACAUUUCAAACAAAGUGCAACAACAAUCUUACAAUCGACUAUGCUGAUCAGAAUUAUUUUGCUUCUUCCGCCCUGGACCACCCUGGAGUAAUGAUCUGGGACCGUCGAGCGACAUCUCGACCCGUGGCUUCUCACGCAUACAUGCAAGCAAUUGAGGAGGAUGAACUUCCGUGGGGUGGAGCAUUGCGUCUUGACCGGGUCAUCGAGACUGAUUCUGACCCUUUCUUGGCCGAUGGAAAGUAUUCCCUUGUUCGGUCACUUCGAUAUUGCCGUGAUCAUCGUGGUUUGAUUGCUGUGCUAUCUCGUACGGGACAGCUCAAGGUCUUGGACACCAAUAAAGAGGCCCCAUCUUCUGGGUCUAGCAACCCGGAACUUCUCCAAGUUCAAAAGUCUUAUGAGAUGGAUGUUUCAUAUGUCGAAACAUCAAGGAAGAAUGAUCGCAUUGUUGCUUUUGACUGGGUGACAUUGAGUUCCCCCGUCCUUCGUCCACGGCUCCUCGUUUUACGAGCCAAUGGAAACUUUGAAAUCCUCGAACAACCAUCGCAAACAUCAGAUCAUGUUUACAAACUUGUACCAUGGAAAGCACCGCAUCGCGGUCUCGAAGAGGGCGCCCCAUACCACAGCGUGAUGCAGUUUGAGCCAUCCCAAGCUCCUGACAUGCUAGGGCCUCUUCUUAUCGAAGAAGCUUUGUCAGAAGUGCCAUUAUUCGGACCAGAGAGUGCAAAUGUCCGGGCAGAUACGGAGGCCUUACUGAAGGCAAAUAACAUGACUUCAGUGGUUAUAGAAGAUAUUGGGGCAACCACAAGGCCACUUCCUGAAGCCUUUCACAAAGCCUCCACCGUUGCAGCUAAGAUAAGAGCCUUGCGCGCCUUCGUAAGAGACGAGUUCCAAGCUCCAAAGGGUAUAAAGCCACGUGCUGGAGACACAAAGAUUGUCGAAAGCGAGACCAGUGAGAUGUCCCUAGCAUCCGAUAGCUUGGGCUCAUGCCGAGAAAUCCACGACGCGUUGCUGGCUUCACUAGCUGAGGCUGAAGGUCUGCCCCGAGAAGCACAGAACGUACUUGAUCACAACAUGUUGUUACGUGCUAAAGAGAAAUACCUAUUCGACGCAGUAGCAAACAGAGACAUUGUGGCUGACGAUCCGUGGGUGAAAUAUAUAUGGGACUGGGUGGCGACUGCUGAGGAUAACGCUGAUGAUGGAGGCAUGGUACUCUCAAAUAUUGACCUCAGCUACGUUGGUGUUCACUCAAUAUGGACAAAUAAUCUUGGCCGUGAUCCUUCUACUCGACUACCUCCUGGCGCAACGCCUCCUGAUCGUGCAACAUGGGAACGUACCAUUGCAAGUUUCUGCAAAAAAAAUCGUCUUCCCAAGUUCAACGGAGCAGCUACCAAGUGGCCAGCGCAUCGUCAGCUAUGCCUUGAAAUCUGCGGCUGGGGUGAUUCUGAAAAGCAUGAUCCAAAAGGCCGCAAUCGAAAGGCAGAUCCCGAGUACCCCACCACCAUUCAUACCAUGGCCGCAGCUCGUGCUUUAUUUACAGGGGAUCAUAAGGAAGCCAUACAGAUCCUUAAGAAAGCCAGCACUGCUCACCCUGAACUCUUGUUCGUGUCUUUGGCCCUACAGCUUAUGGGCAGCGGGGACAGCACGCCUGCCAAGAACAAGGAACAGCUUGAUUUUGAUGAAGCUGUUGCUUCCAAAACCGACCCUUACCUCCGAGCAAUAUCAUCGCUGAUUGCUACAGGUGACUGGACGGCUAUAGCCAGCCAGCUAUCUCUUCCCCUUUCUGACCGAGUUUACGUUGCAAUUCGCAACUUUGACGAUGAUCAGCUCACACAGUGGCUCAACAAGCAAAUCACAUUGGCGAUAGCAGACGGCGAUAUAGAAGGCAUCGUCCUCACAGGUAUCACAGAACCCAUGGUUGAUAUUUUUGCCCGCUACAUCCAAAAGUUUCAUGACGUUCAGACAGCGACCCUCGUGCUGUCCAUUUGUGCACCGAGAUACAUAGACGACAUUCGCUGUCGAGCCUGGCGCAACACUUACCGUGCCCAUCUUCAGCGCCAUAAACUCUUCUUCCAGCGCACAAAGUUUGACGUCGAGUCAACCAAGCGUUCGAAACGGGACGGCAUCCCCAAAUUGAAACCACCAUCACGCCAAAUUGCCCUCCGCUGUGUUUUCUGCGACGCCGAGACAUCACUCGCGAAUACUGCCAACCAGCCACCGCAUCUCGGAGGUGCCUCUUCUGCGCAAGCAGCAUCGGCUCUCGAGUCUCGAAACCCACUUCUCGCGACGAGCAUCAAUGCGGGUGUGAGUUGUCCCAACUGCGGUCGACACCUCCCGCGUUGUGUGGUCUGUCUCGAGAUCGUGGGCGUCCCUCGUUCCGACAAGCCAGAAGAGAAGAGUGAGUCGAAGAUGGCUGGUCAGUUUCCUACAUUUUGCCUCCGAUGCGAACAUGUCUUGCAUCUGGACCACGCCCGCCAGUGGUUUACCAGACACGUUGAGUGCCCUGUACCUGAAUGCCGAUGCCGAUGCAACUUCAGAGCGAACCCUGAGUUGAGUUAUCGUUAGGAUGCUCAUGAUCUAGACAUUUAGAGUCAAAGGAGGCUGGCCCAGCCGACGGGCCAACCGAACUAGGAAUUAUCGCCGAACUCUCAUUUACUGGAUAAGAUCUGUGACAUAUAUACAGUUGAACAUGAAGAGUGUGUCUAACUUGGAUUGCUUAUGCAGUUGAGGAAAAAAUAUAUCCUUUAUCUUUCGCUUCUAUCCGCAGGUUUCGCAAAAUCAACAGCCAAGAAACAACUCCGUGUCCUAUUUACCCCGCUCCUCGAGAAUCCGGCCAUUUUAUCCUUCACGCCGGAGGUUCCAAAAAAGUGUUCGCCUGUCCUUCCCAGCAUAGUACCUAGUAUCCAAAGGGAAAUGAGAAGGCUUCGACUUUCCAAAAGAGGUAUUGUAACCAAAUGAGUCACCAAGUGACAGCUGAAAGGCUUCCUUUCCCGUUGACAAGGCUUGAUGACGAUUUAUUGUUUCAAUGGCUUGUAAAAUAUCAGGUUUCAUUCUUCAAC
Messenger RNA from Fusarium verticillioides 7600, 5372 nucleotides. RefSeq lists its product as hypothetical. The transcript is spliced from 5 exons. Gene Ontology annotation, biological process: positive regulation of TORC1 signaling. Gene Ontology annotation, cellular component: cytoplasm. Lineage: Eukaryota; Fungi; Ascomycota; Sordariomycetes; Hypocreales; Nectriaceae. The record is from RefSeq and is a predicted model, not a curated record. Gene Ontology annotation, molecular function: protein binding. Bases 1660 to 4878 code for a protein of 1072 amino acids.